This is a messenger RNA of Labeo rohita (rohu), 2371 nucleotides long. RefSeq names its product tripartite motif containing 35-12 (gene trim35-12). NCBI's taxonomy places the organism in Eukaryota, Metazoa, Chordata, Actinopteri, Cypriniformes, Cyprinidae. The record is from RefSeq and is a predicted model, not a curated record. The transcript is spliced from 6 exons. Gene Ontology annotation, molecular function: zinc ion binding; protein binding. The coding region runs from base 212 to 1774 and encodes 520 amino acids.
GACUGAUUUCUGAGAAUUUCAUGAUGGUAUUUAAAGUUAAGGAUCGUCACCACUCUAUAAAAGGUCAUUAUUGCCGAAGGACGGACUUGUUUUUGAAACGUGAGGGUGCUUGUGUAAGACUUGUGAUCUAAACACUCCAGGUUCAGCUUGGGCUCAUCACGUUUUUGGUUUCAAAAGCGAGCGGACUCCACUCCAGCAACACCACACAGCCAUGCCCUUGCGACCGAGGGCUUCCUCUCAACCUGGGAGAGCAAACACUCUUCCAAGCCUCAAAAACAUCCCAGUCCUGCGCCCGAGAGCUGUGUCGUCCCACACGCAGUCGCCUAUAGAGGAUGAGCUCUCUUGUCCGGUCUGCUGCGAGAUCUUCACCGAUCCCGUGGUCCUGAAAUGCAGCCACAGUUUCUGCCGUCUCUGCCUUCAGGGCUUCUGGAACAAGAAGGCGGCCAAGAGGGAAUGUCCCGUGUGCAGGAGGAAGUGCUCUCUGACGGAGCCCACCAUCAGCCUGGCUCUGAAGAACGUGUGCGAUGCCAUAGCACAGGAGCAGAAAGUAAAAGCAUCCGCGAGAGGUGGCUUAUAUUCAGCCAACGGGAUGUCUAAACCGGAGGCUCUAUGUGCCACUCACGGCGAGGGUCUCAAAUUGUUUUGCCAGUCUGAUGAAGAGGUUCUCUGCUGUGUUUGUCAAACGUCCAAGAAACACCAAGGUCAUAGUGUGUGUCCUUUGGAAGAAGCAGCAAACGAUCUCAAGGAGGAAAUGCGGCAGAUUGUCAUCCCACUCAAGAAAAGUCUUCGAUGCCUCUAUGAGGCCAAACAGGAAUGUGAUGACAUAACUGUCCACAUCAAGAACCAAAGGCAACAGACAGAGAAACAAAUUCGCGAGGAGUUCGAAGAGCUUCGGCAAUUUCUUCAGAAGGAGGAAGCUGCGAGGAUUGCUGUUCUGGCAAAAGAAGAAGAGACAAAGAAACAGACCAUAAAGAACAAAACUGACAUAAUCGCUCGUGAUAUAGUAACAUUCUCUCAGGCCGUCGUGGCUAUUGAAAACGAGAUUGCUAAUAAUGACAGUCUCUUUUUACAGAACUACAAGAAUGCCAAAAGAAGAGCUCAGAUUACAUUUUGCGAACCAGAAAGCAUCCCUGAUUCUCUAAUCGACGUUGCGGAGCACAUCACAUCCCUGAAGUUCAGAGUGUGGGAAAAAAUGCAAAGCUUGGUGGAAUACACUCCAGUGACGUUGGACCCCAACACAGCCUACCCCUGCUUGUCUCUCAACAAGAACCUGACAAGUGUGUCCAACACAGGAACGAUGAAAAAGCUGCCGAAUAACCCUGAGCGUUUUGACCACUUUGUUUUUGUAAUGGGCUCAAAAGGUUUCGCCUCAGGAUGUCAUUCCUGGGAGGUGGACGUGGGCCAAAACAAUGACUGGGUAAUUGGUGUGGUCAAAGCAUCAGUAGCCAGGAAAGGCAAAAUCUCAGGCUGUCCCGAAGGAGGAUUCUGGACCAUCGCUCUCUCUGACGGCAAGUACACGGCCAUGACCACCCCAAACACGCCGCUCAACCUGAAAGGCCACCUGGAAAGAGUUCGGGUGAAGAUCGACUACAAUGCUGGAGAGGUCAGCUUCUUUGACUCAGUGGGUGUCACACCUAUCUACACAUUUAACGACCACUUCACUGAGACAAUGUUCCCUUUUUUUUGUCCGGGGGCAAAUAUAAAUGGGAACAAUCCGGGGCCGCUGAAGAUCUGCCCUGUGAGAGUGGCAGUAUGGAACAGUGCCUCCUGGUAAAAGCUAGGAUUAUAUUACCGCUUCAGUUAUGCCAGGGGUGGCGAACUCUGGUCCUGGAGAGCCUCAGCCCUGCAGAGUUCAGCUCCAACCAUAAUUAAAGCUCACCUGCCUGUAGAUUUCUAGUAAACCUUCAGACCUUGAUUAGCUUGUUCAGGUGCGUUUGAUUAGGGUUGAAGCAAAACUAUGCAGGGCUGCGGCUCUCCAGGACCGAAGUUCACCACCCCUGAGUUAUACAGUCAAAGAUUUGGAUACGUUUACCUUUUAAUCUACUAAACUACUAUUUUUCCAGAUUUUAGAAUUGAAUUAAUUAAUAAGAGCCUGACCCUGGACCACAAAACCAGUCAUAAGUUGCACAGGUAUAUUUGUAGCAAUAGCCAAAAAUACACUGUAUGGGUCAAAAUUAUGAAUUUUUCUUGAGGAUAUUAAGCAAAGGUCAUGUUUCAUGAAGAUAUUUUAUAAAUUUUCUACAGUAAAUAUAUAAAAACGUAAUUUUUGAUUAGUAAUAUGCAUUGCUAAGAAUUUUAUUUGGACAACUUUAAGGGCGAUUUUCUAAAUAUUUUGAUUUUUUUUUUUUUUUUUUUUUUUUUUUUUUUUUUU